Molecule: messenger RNA, 1283 nt
Organism: Haliotis rubra (blacklip abalone)
Lineage: Eukaryota; Metazoa; Mollusca; Gastropoda; Lepetellida; Haliotidae
Exons: 5
Coding region: 118-1038 (306 amino acids)
Source: RefSeq, a predicted model, not a curated record
CUAACGGGGAAAUAAUGCUUUUGCUUUUUCAGGAACCCCACUUGCUGUUUGCCUGUCUGACUGAAAUCCUACAGUUACCAAAAGUAUCCGACGUGACAUUGUGCAGCAAUUGUUAACAUGGUAUCUCAAUCUUUUCUCCAGCAGUUGUUAUGCCUGUUGGUUAUGGCGUCAGCAGAAAUUCGACAAGAGUUGUAUUCAGUUGUACGUGGAUAUCGUUUGACAAACACACCUAUGUUGACCGUGAACUACAAACCAACUAAACGGUCUGCAACAUGGUGUCUCAAGCACUGUCUGGCUUUGUACUGCUCAAGUACUUCGUUCAGUCAAACUGAGGGUAUUUGUGAACUCCACAGCCUGAAGUUAUACGAUGGUGAUUCAACAUAUGUGGAAAGCGGCGAUUGGAUUUAUAUGGAGCCCAGAUCAGAUGUGUUGACCUGGGACGGCUGGAAAGUGGUGUUUCGGGGCCAGAAAGAUACAGGGACGUCCAUCUACUCAGCAUGGUUGAACGACAGCCUCUACCACGACCACCCACUUCUACCACCUCGACUGAAACCUGGCUGUUUCUCACCAAACACGUCUCGGCCAUGUGACGAUCAUUUCAGAAGCAAGAUUAUGUCUGCAUGGGAAACGGCUGGUAUACAGCUGGUGAAAGUUCUACUAAUGAAGAACAGUCGCGUUCGGAGCGAAAUUAUUUUUGAUGGGACUGGUACUACCAAGACGUCCUGGUUUACGGAGACGAGGGUGAUUAAUUCAACAUGGACGGAUCUCACGACGUCAACUUUCAAUUAUUUCAGCAUCGAAGGACAUCCAGACACUCGUCGCUUCUUAAUCAGCAACCGUUACAAUGGCUGUCCUAACGAUAUAAUGUGGAUGAUGGUAAUCGAUAGUAAUGAGUCCAUUCAUGCAUGUCAGUGGGAUCACCCAGCAACCGCACCCAAGUUCCUCUACACCCCGAAAAGUACGAAGACCAUCACGGGAACGCUGACAGAUUUCGAGUACGGAGAUGCAAUGGUGAUUCUUGUUAAACUGGGCAACUAAGGCCACGAAAAGCCCUUUUCAGUUACUUCUUGCCUAUUACUUAAUGAAGAGCUACAAGUCAGUGAUUGGUUUAUCAUUACGCCUUAAAAAACAACAAUGAACUGCAUCAACCCAUGGACGCAGCUUAUUAUCAUAGAGAUCCCCUUUGCCCAAAUUAGAAGCAUCAGUGGCAUGAAUUAAGUCUUGUUCUGACUUGUUCAGGUGAAUAAAUGACUUACUUCUUCUGUAUGUGUUUUGUGGGGGCG